This is a messenger RNA of Labeo rohita (rohu), 9148 nucleotides long. It is a transcript of the gene tanc2b, whose product is annotated as tetratricopeptide repeat, ankyrin repeat and coiled-coil containing 2b. The transcript is spliced from 28 exons. NCBI's taxonomy places the organism in Eukaryota, Metazoa, Chordata, Actinopteri, Cypriniformes, Cyprinidae. The coding region runs from base 330 to 6824 and encodes 2164 amino acids. Gene Ontology annotation, cellular component: dendritic spine. Gene Ontology annotation, biological process: regulation of dendritic spine morphogenesis. Gene Ontology annotation, molecular function: protein binding. The record is from RefSeq and is a predicted model, not a curated record.
GCAGUGGCGCAUCGCUUUCAUUUGACUGAGCACGGAUACAGACGAACACUGGCGCUGCUCACAUGUAGAGGGGAGAAACCGGCCAGUGCUCAGCCCGACAGUCCGCGGAAGGGAACGGAAGCCGUGUUUAGUGGCUGGUGGAGGGCUGUCAUGAGAAAAAGCACGCGAAGGAAACACAUCACUCAGGUUACACCGGUGCCGACGCGAACGGAGGAAGGUGGGACGGAAAGUAGAAGAUAAGCAAGGUACGCGCGCGCGCGCGUGUGUGUGAUUAACCACCGUGUUGCCGGAGCAAGGCCAGAAGGCGUUGGUGUCUCCUCCUCUGCAUCAUGUUUAAGAACAGCUUGAAGAUGCUGCUGACGGGGGGAAGAAACAACAGGAAGAGCCGAAACAGCAGCGAUGGCUGGAACGAGGAGACCAUAGACCUGCAGAGCGCCAGCUUGGAUCCCCUUCACAACUUCACUGGACAAGGUGGCAGUAUAGACAGUGACUGUGCCUUUGAUGGGGACUAUGCUGUGCCUCCACUUUCCAUGGCUGAGGGGCUGCAGCACAUCCGUAUGAUGGAGGGAGCGUCCCGAUCUCUGCCCUCGUCGCCUUUGCUCACUCACCAGACCUCCAGCUCGGGACCGCCGUCCGUCAGGAAGGUCUUCGGCCAGGACACAGGGGGGUUAGGUCCAGAUCUCGACCCCCCUCCCUCAGUGGACGAGGCAGCGAACACGUUGAUGACUCGUCUUGGCUUCCUACUUGGAGAUAAAGUGAGCGAGGGGUCUCCAGGGCCGCAGUACAGCAUGGAUGAGCCUGAUGACGCACAGGGUUUAGGAGUGAGCGGCAGGAUGAGUCCGUGUUCCACCCUGACCAGCAGCACCGCCUCGCCUCCCGCCUGCAGUCCGUGCUCCACUCUUCCUUCUGCCGCUCCGGGACAGGCCGUCACCAGCCCCACAUCCACCCUGGAGAGCAGAGACAGCGGCAUCAUCGCCACCCUGACCAGUUAUUCGGAGCCGAUGGACAGGGGCGGGAAACACGGCGACGGCUCUCGCGGCAGCAGCCUGAAGCUCUGGCACUCGCACAGAUCCACUCUGGACUCCAGCCUGUACCGCGUGGACGAAAACAUGGCCGCCUCCACCUACAGCCUCAACAAGAUCCCCGAGCCCGGCUCCGCCCACUACUCCUCUCACCCCACCCCCCUCUACCUCAUGCCCCGCCCCAACUCAGUGGCAGCCACCAGUUCAGCUCAUCUGGAGGACCUGGCGUAUCUGGAUGAGCAGAGACACGCCCCCCUGCGCACCUCGCUGCGGAUGUCCCGACAGAACACGGGCGCGGGCCGCUCCGGGCAGGACCUGCGAGCUUCCGCUAACAGCCAUGCCUGGCAGUCUCAGUCACUGCGAUUUGCUCCGUACAGACUGCAGGACAUCGCACUGAAGCCGCUGCUGUUCGAGGUCCCCAGCAUCACCAUGGACUCUGUGUUCACCGGCCGUGAUUGGCUCUUCCAGGAGAUUGACGCCUACCUACGCACCGCCCACUCGGCCACCAACCGCGGCGUGGUUCUGGUGGGCAACAUCGGCUACGGCAAAACGGCCAUCAUCUCGCGCCUCGUGGCUCUCAGCUGCCAUGGCAACCGCAUGCGACAGAUCGCCUCCGACAGCCCGCAGGCGUCGCCAAAACAUGGAGAUGGCAUCCCUCUCACACAGCCGCAGCCUUCCCAUGGUACACUGGGAGGAGGAAGUUGCCCUGGAACUCCAGAAAUGAGGAGGAGGCAGGAGGAGGCCAUGAGGAGGCUCGCCUCACAGGUGGUGGCAUAUCACUACUGUCAGGCAGAUAACGCCUACACCUGCCUGGUGCCGGAGUUUGUGCACAACGUGGCGGCGCUGCUGUGUCGCUCGCCGCAGCUCGCCGCGUACAGAGAACUGCUGCUGAAAGAGCCGCACAUACAGAGCAUGCUCAGUCUGAGAUCCUGCGUCCAAGAUCCGCCCACUGCCUUCAGACGAGGGGUGCUCGAACCGCUGGAUGCACUUUAUAAAGAGAGGAAGAUCACUCCAGAUGAAGACCUCAUCAUUCUCAUUGAUGGUCUGAAUGAGGCUGAGUUCCACAAACCAGACUACGGUGACACGAUUGUGUCGUUCCUCUGUAAGACCAUCAACAAGUUUCCAGCCUGGCUCAAACUGGUGGUGACUGUCAGAACCUCCUUGCAGGAAAUCACCAAACCUCUGCCGUUCCACCAAAUCUCUCUGGACGCCCUGGAGGAGAACGACGCCAUCGACCACGACCUGCAGGGCUACAUCCUGCACCGCAUCCACAGCAGCGCUGAGAUCCAGAACAACAUCUCCCUCAACGGCAAGAUGGACAACACCAGCUUCGGCAAGCUCAGCUCCCACCUCAAGGCCCUCAGCCAGGGCUCGCUGCUCUACCUGAAGCUCACCUUCGACCUGAUCGAGCGCGGCUACCUGGUGCUCAAAAGCUCCAACUACAAAGUUGUCCCGGUCAGCCUAGCUGAGGUUUACCUUCUGCAGUGUAACAUGCGCUUCCCGACGCAGUCGUCGUUCGAGAGGGCCCUGCCGCUGCUCAACGUGGCUCUGGCCUCCCUGCACCCGCUCACCGACGAGCAGAUCUACCAGGCCAUCAACAGCGGAUCGGUGAAGGGCACGCUGGAAUGGGACGACUUCCAGCAGAGGAUGGAGAACCUGUCGGUGUUCCUGGUGAAGAGACGGGACGGGACGCGCAUGUUCGUGCACCCGUCCUUUAGAGAAUGGCUCAUAUGGAGAGAGGAGGGAGAGAAGACCAAGUUCCUCUGUGAUCCCAGGAAUGGCCAUACGCUUCUGGCUUUCUGGUUCUCCAGACAAGAAAACAAACUAAAUAGACAGCAGACAAUUGAGCUGGGUCACCAUAUACUGAAAGCACACAUAUUCAAGGGCCUGAGUAAGAAGGUCGGAGUUUCUUCAUCUAUCUUGCAAGGGCUGUGGGUGUCGUACAGUACAGAGAGUUUGUCUACAGCUCUGUCAUCGCUCAGAAACCUUUACACACCCAACAUUAAGGUGUCCCGGCUGCUGAUAUUGGGCGGUGCAAAUGUGAAUUACCGUACGGAGGUGUUGAACAACGCUCCGGUGCUGUGUGUGCACGCUCACCUGGGUUACGCCGACAUGGUGAACCUGCUGCUGGAGUACGGCGCCAGCGUGGAAUCAACAUCUGAGAGCGGCCUCACUCCACUGGGCUACGCCGCCGCCGCCGGGCACCUGGGAAUAGUCACUGCCCUCUGCAAGAGGAAAGCAAAGCUCGACCACUUGGACAAGCACGGUCAGUGUGCUCUAGUGCAUGCUGCUCUCAGAGGUCAUCUGGAGGUAGUGAAAUUCCUCAUUCAGAAUGACUGGGGUCAGACGCACCUCCAGAGCCCCUCCCCCACACAGUCGCAGGACACGCCCUCUCCGACGCAGCCGCAGACCACGCCCUCCCCAACACCGCCAGAUGCCACGCCCUCCCCCACACAAGCCACGCCCCAGGAGUCGCAGCCCUCCAGCCCUGAGCGACAGGAGGAGGAGGCGGAGGAGCCGCAGGAGUCCGAGCAAAAGGAGGAGGAGCAGGAGGAGACUCCAGAAGAGUCGGAACAGCAGACGCAAGCGGAAACACAGAGUCAGCAGCAGACGUCACCACAGCCUGUGACCUUCAACAAGAGUGUGGCAGUGCAGCAGGCGCUUAUAGCAGCGGCCAGCAUGGGUUACACAGAGAUUGUGUCGUAUCUCUUGGACUUGCCUGAGAGAGAUGAAGAGGACACUCAGCGUGCUCAGAUUAACAGCUAUGACACCCUGUGGGGUGAGACAGCGCUGUCGGCAGCAGCAGGCCGGGGGAAGCUGGACGUCUGUCGGCUGCUGUUGGAGCAGGGCUCUGCCGUGGCGCAGCCCAACCGGAGAGGAGUGGUGCCGCUCUUCAGCUCUGUGCGUCAAGGACACUGGCAGAUUGUGGAUCUGUUGGUGUCGCACGGAGCAGAUGUAAACCUGGCUGAUAAACAAGGCCGUACUCCGCUCAUGAUGGCCGCUUCAGAGGGGCACCUGGACACGGUGGAGUUCCUAAUGGCUCAGGGUGCGUCUAUGGAUCUAAUGGAUAAGGAGGGUCUGACGGCGCUCAGCUGGGCGUGUUUGAAAGGACAUCUGUCUGUGGUUCGCUGCCUGGUGGAAAGGGGUGCCGCGACCGACCAUGCUGAUAAAAACGGACGAACGCCUCUCGAUCUGGCCGCCUUCUAUGGAGACUCAGAUGUGGUGCAGUUCCUGGUGGAUCACGGGGCUUUGAUCGAGCACGUGGACUACAGUGGGAUGCGUCCUCUGGACCGGGCGGUCGGCUGCAGAAACACAUCAGUGGUGGUUGCCCUGCUGAAGAAAGGAGCCAAAAUCGGAUGUCAGACACUGCCAAGUCGGCACAAAGGAGGUCCUGCUACCUGGGCAAUGGCGACAUCCAAACCUGACAUCAUGAUUAUCCUACUGAGUAAGCUUUUAGAGGAAGGAGAUGGCUUCUACAAGAAGGGUAAAGUGAAGGAGGCAGCUCAGCGCUACCAGUAUGCUUUGAAGAAAUUUCCAAGAGAAGGAUUAAGUGAGGACCUGAAGACCUUUAAGGAGCUCAAAGUGUCUUUGUUCCUCAACUUGUCUCGCUGUCGGAGGAAAAUGAAUGACUUUGGUAUGGCGGAAGAGUUUGCUACCAAGGCUCUGGAACUGAAGCCUAAAUCUUACGAGGCAUUCUAUGCUAGAGCCCGUGCCAAGCGUAGCAGCAGGCAAUUCGCUGAAGCAUUAGAAGACUUGAGGGAAGCCAUUAAGCUGUGUCCCAACAAUCGUGAAAUCCAACGCCUCCUUCAGCGCGUGGAGGAGGAGUUCAGGCAAGUUACCCAGUCAGAGGAGCCAGAGCUUGAGCCUCCUCCAUCCCCACCACCAUCUCCCUUACCGGUGGAGGAAGAUGAGGAGCCCCCUCAUCAUACCCCUCCACCUGAGCCAAGACUGGAUGACAUGGAACCUGUCCAAGACUUGUUUGAGGAUGACGACUUCCUGGAACAAGAGCUGGAGGCUGUGUCUAUUGGUCUUGCUUCCGAUAUUCGCUCGAAUGCUUCGAGCCUCGCCAUUAUACGUAGUCCACCCCUUUCUCCGCCCCAUCAUGACACUGGCUACCUAUCUGGAGGGCAGGCCUUUGAGUUCCACCCAAGCUCCUCCUCCAUGUCAUCUCCUACCCAUCACAGUUACCAGUCAACCUCCCCAUGUAUCUCUCCGACACAUCAGAACUCCCACUACCGUCAGAGUCCACCUCACACCUCUCCAGCCCAUCAGUCCUCCUACCGGUUCAGCCCUCCACCCAUGGGCGGUGGAGGGAACCAGGGGAUGGACUACCAGAGUCCUCCGCCGUCUCCUCUUAGGCGUGGGGUUCCGUUCAGAGGUAGCCCUCCGAUUGAGAGUGUGUGUCUGUAUCGUUCCCAGUCUGGCUCUCCAGUCCGCUACCAGCAGGAUCCUUUACCUAGUCGCCCUAAAUCGCCACUGUUGAAGAUGAGCAGUCAGCGGUCCUUCCAGCUCCAGUCGCAACCUUCCCAGAGCUCUCAGAGCAGCCAGCAUCACCAGGUUCAGGGUCUUCGCCUGCAGCCCUCAAUGGCACAGAUCGUCCGCACUAACCAGCCUAGUAACAGCAUGUACAGCCAGUUGGCGCAUCCACUCAGCAGGUAUCAGGGUAGUUCUAUGGAUGUGGACAGGGACAGAGAUCGAGAGCCAAGGCUGGUGUACCAGCCCUCGUUGGAUGGCCGGUCAAUGUCUCAAGUGCAAUCCAGCCUUAGUGUGGGAGCUCUCUGUCAGCAUGGGGGCCGAGGUGGGCCUGCCGGGGUUCUGGAGUCAAACCUGGGGAAAGAUGAGAUGCCUCAGCGUCCCACUUCAGCCUACCGUUCGGCUACAGGGGGACCCGGAGGCAUGCGCUUCAGCCAAACCCCCCAGAUAAGCCGCAGUCAGUCAGCGGCAUACUAUCCGGUCUCCAAGCAUGAACUUGAGAGAGCAGUGGCGGCCUCUGCUCUGCCACCGUGCCAGCUGGGCUCUCCGGAGAUCCCCCACCUAGUGCGCAGACCUAUCAGUGCCAACACAAGUGACCUAAAACAGCACGUACCGACCCCCAGACCACUUAUCCACUCCCAGAGCGUCAAUCUUCGCUUCUCCCCAUCUAGCAGUAAUAUCUCCUCAGGCUCCAGCUGCAAUCUAGGCCCUGGCUUCAGGCCCUCGUCCUCCAUGGCUCAAAUGGAAAUCCCGCUGCAGGCCGCGUAUGAACGAAGCUUCGAUGAGCCGUCUGCCCUCUCGCCCUCUCAGAGCGGACUGUACUCGGGCGAACCCGCCCGAUCCCGGACCACUCCGUUCAUGGGCGUCAUCGACAAGACCGCAAGGACUCAGCAGCAGUACCUUCACCAGCCUUCCCGGGCCUGGCCCGUGUCAUCUCUGGAAUCGGUUAUCACUAGCCCCACGUCGCCUGGCAAUUUGAUCCACCAAGCCUCCACCGCCUCCUCCUACAGCCCGCCUACAUCUCUAGGCAAUAUCGCCUACUACAAUAAGACCAAUAAUGCCCAGAAUGGACACAUGCUAGAGGAGGAGUACUACGCCCAGCCCCAGCCCUCGUCCCUGGGCAAGCUCGCCAACGGAGGGGCCCGUGAUCGAGACCUCCUGGAGCGAGUGAGCCAGGCGCCAACAUACCAGGAUGUUAAGGUGGCACGGACAAUGCCCGUGGCACAGGCGUACCAGGAGAACAUGUACCGCCAGCUUUCCCGCGACGCCAGACAAGGUCCCACCUCGCCCAUCAAACCAAAGAGACCCUUUGUGGAGUCAAAUGUUUAAUAGGCACCCAAAAGGGUGGGCAUAAAGGUGUGAGUGACAGUGAAUGUUUGCGUCAGGUCUUAGGGACGGCGUAGGUUACUAAAGCCAGUAUUUUGAGUAGAGGAAACUGCAUAGUAGGAAUACUUUUAAUAAACUAAAAAACAGUGUUACAAAAGUUGUGUACAAAUACCUGUGCCUACUUUAGGUCAAACUCAAUCUGUUGGUAAAAACUUAGUUUUUAGAACUUCAGGGUAGCCUGUCCAGCACCCUUUCGGAGUAUUAGAAUACAGUAUGUUAAAGUAAAAAAGUUCUUUAAGGCUCUGCACAUGAUAAGAAAGCACAUUUAUUGACGUUCCACAACAGAGGCCUACACACAGAGGAGUAGUGUGUCUUGCGAAACUGGAAAUCUAUGGGUUGAACUCAUUCCCGCUCUCACUUAAUCCUUCUCUCUCUCUUCCCAAUGAAACGUAACAAAUUUGCUAGGCUUUCAGGACAUCAUAUUGUUGAAUUGUUCAAUAUUGUAAAAAGUGAAAAUCUGUUUCAGAAAAACAGCUGAGUUGUAGUUAUAGAAGGAAAAGAGGAAUAUUUAUAAUUAAGUUAUAUGAUGUAUAGAAAUAUUAAAUCAGUUUUGUGUCAGGUUUAUUUUGCUUUUGUUACUGUCUUUAAUUUGGUGUCUAUUGAUUUGAACAUUUGGAAAUGGUAUCCGAUAUUUUCAAAGUAAUGAUUCAGAGUUUAUGACUGGAGAUGAUUAUCUUUACAGUUAUCACCUUAUAAUUCUGGCUCCCAAGCGGAAAUAUUGUUUGUGUCAAAAUUCACAGCUGUAGAGUGGCAAUAAUAUUAGUUUAAUCAAUUUCUUGGGAAUAAGCCUAAUAUGAUUUUCAAGUAACCCUUACAUUCUGUGGAUAUCGCUUAGUCUUUAUUUACAAAACGAGUUCAGUUAAUUACCAAGUACUGGAGUGGCAAUCCUGCCGCAUUUCAAGUGGAAGAAUGUAUCACACCAUAGACGUCUUAUGAACUCUACCGUAUGUAUACUACGCAAAACAAAGUUUCAGGGGCGUUUGCAAGGUAGUAAUAGAAUUUCUUCUCUUUUUUUCGGUUUCUUUAUUGUUCUAAGAAAUGGAAUAUUGCAUCGUCACAGAGAAGCAUUAGUAUAUCAAGUGAACUAUGUUUUAACUUUUAAACUUUUAUUCGUAACUUUGGUCUGCACUGACUGUCUGUGACAUUAUGAAGAAAGAGAGCACUUUAUUCAUUUGUAAGGAUUGUAUGGAAUGUGAAUAUUGGGGGGCUGGAGAUGUUUAACUUUGUUUUGUUUGUUUUGUUUUGUUUUUUUGGAUCUGGGAUGGGACAUCCUUACUUACGAACGUUCAGUGGACACUGGAAAAUAACCUGUGAUUAGUUGUACUACUAGAAAACAAAAUAGCAGUCAAUGUCCUUGGUGCAAUUCUAAUUUUUCAAGCAAAUGAAUGAACAAUAAUAUAAAAGAGCAAAUUAUGUUUUUAAAAAGAUAUAAAAAAGUGUAUAUAACAGCCUUUAUAGAGCGCAGUGUACUUGCUGUAUAUAGUGGCCAAAUGUGUUCAUGCAUACGAAAUCCCGCUCUCCUCCGCAAACGCGCCGCGUGAGACGGACUCGACGAGCCUCACGUGUCAAACGCAGUUCAGUGACGUCACACACUACCGGAAAGCAAACCAGCCAUUUUGAAAUAGUGUAUUUGUCGUGUAAAAAUACAAUAUUCAGCUAGUUCCUUUUGAAGUUCUCUGCUUCAGAAUGCAAUAUUAUUAACAUGCGGAGCUUAAAUGUGGCUUUGGUCAGAUCUUCUCACAAAUACAGUAUAUGGACAGAUAUCUAGACAGCUUGUCUUAAAGGCAACCAUAUUCACCUUUCUAUUGCUGUCGGUGUAAACUUGCUUGAAUCGAGAGAUGCCUCAUGGUCAGCUUUCGGGGGGAAGCUAAAUAAACAGCACUUGAGAACUUUAGGGCAGUGCGGUUUUUCAGUGCAAGUUAUUUUUGCUGUACAUAACCUGACGCAUGAUUUAUCCUCCAUUGCCCUCAGAAAUCGACAUACACAGACAUUCGUGAAUCUGCCGUAUGCCUCCAAUAGAGGAACUAAACAGAAAUAGAGUUCACACCUGACGAAAAAGAGAAAUCUCACACUCAUCUCCACCAAACUCGACAGUAGAGACGUGACAUUUACCUCUGAAGGGUUUGGCCAUUCUUUUUACCUUUCAGUUGGAUUUGAGUUGAUUUUAAUGUACUUGCUUGCUAAGCAGAGUUUCUCGUCUGUACAUGUGAGCUUUCAGAGCGCUGUGACAACGUUUAAUGACUUCAAUAAACCAGAAUGUGUUUUUA